AUGGAUCCGCCGACGGAAACCGCAGCCCGCUCUGCUGCCCGCCAUGGCCGCCCAAGACUGAAGGGGAAUCGCCACCAACCGAAGAGGAGCCGCGGAGACGCCAAUAGUCCAUCUUCCGUCCUGGUGCUGGUCGAAGACGGCUGGGUGCGACGGUAUGGUCAGAAGGGAAGGGUGGGGGAUGCCCGGCGCCUUUUUGAUAUUAUCCCUCAACACACGAGGUCUGAAAGAAAUGUGGUCUCUUGGAAUUCGAUGAUAAUGUCAUAUGUGAAAGCUGGAGACAUGGCUAGUGCAAGGGAUCUGUUUGAUCAGAUGGCGGAGAGUCGAGACACUGUGACGUGGAACACUAUGAUUAGUGGUUAUGUUCUUGCAUUUGAUAUGGAGGCCGCCUUGAUGCUCUUUUCUGAAAUGAAAUCUCCUGAUGUCUUGUCGUGGAAUUCGAUAAUCUCGGGCUUUGCGUUGGUGGGUAAUAUGGAGGCUGCGCUCGAAUUUUUCCAGAGAAUGCCCGUGAAGAAUCGAGUUUCAUGGAACACCAUAAUUGCUGGGUACGAAAAAAAUGGAAGCUUCAGUGAAGCAAUCGAGCUGUUUGUUCACAUGCAAGCCCAAGGAGAGGAAAAACCCGACCGGCACACUCUGUCUUCACUUCUCAGCAUGUGUGCUGAAACAGCAGAUCCGCAUCUUGGCAUGCAAAUUCAUCAAUUGAUAAUGAAGACGGUUAUUCCAGACACCCCUCUGAAUAAUUCCCUUAUCACCAUGUACGCAAGAUGUGGAGCAAUAUCCGAAGCAAAUACCGUUUUCAACGAGAUGGAAUCACGAAAGGAUGCCAUCUCUUGGAAUGCUAUGAUAGGCGGUUACGCAUCCCACGGUUUUGCAAAAGAGGCUAUUGAACUUUUCGAGUCGAUGAAGCGUUUCAAAGUGAAACCGACUUACAUCACGUUCAUAUCGGUUUUAAGUGCGUGCGCGCAUGGCGGUCUCGUUGAACAAGCAAAAUCCUACUUCAAAUCAAUGAUUAGCGAUUUUGGGAUCGAGCCGCAGGUGGAGCAUUUCACAUCAGUUGUGGAUGUUGUGGGAAGAUACGGGCGGGUUGAGGAGGCUAUGGAUAUAAUUAGGCACAUGCCUAUGGAGCCUGACUCGGCCGUGUGGGGGGCGUUGUUGGGCGCGUGUAGGGUGCACGGUAAUGUGGAGCUGGCGAGAGUUGCGGCUGAGGCAUUGAUGAGGCUUGAGCCAGAAAGCUCUGGAGCUUAUGUUCUGCUGUACAAUAUGUAUGUGGACGCAGAGAGAUGGAACGAUGCGGAUCGAAUCAGGAUAAUGAUGGAUGAGAAUAAAGUUAAAAAGGAACGAGCUUUUAGCCGGGUGGAUUCGGUUGCUCAUAAUCUUCUUUUGCCUUGA
Messenger RNA from Striga hermonthica, 1386 nucleotides. The record is from the annotation of a GenBank genome assembly. NCBI's taxonomy places the organism in Eukaryota, Viridiplantae, Streptophyta, Magnoliopsida, Lamiales, Orobanchaceae.